This is a messenger RNA of Heterobilharzia americana, 2211 nucleotides long. The record is from the annotation of a GenBank genome assembly. NCBI's taxonomy places the organism in Eukaryota, Metazoa, Platyhelminthes, Trematoda, Strigeidida, Schistosomatidae.
AUGAAUGAUGAAGUGGACGACUCGAAUAUCAACAAUGUUCAAUCAUCAAUUAGUACAAAAGCUGAUGAAACAAUCAUUGAAGAUUGUAUUUAUUUAGCUCAUGAUUUAACUAAAGAACAAAAAAGAACUUCUGAUGUUUUAAAAGAAAAUCCACAUGAUAACAGUAAUUAUAUUGAUAAUAUUUGUUUCGCCGACUUGCAGUUAUCUGCUCCAGUGUUACAUGGACUUCGUGAUGCUGGUUUCAUCCGACCUUCACCUGUACAAAUUAAAGCUAUCCCUUUGGGUAGAUUAGGAAUGGAUUUGAUUGUUCAGGCUAAAUCUGGUACAGGAAAAACUGUUGUAUUUGCUGUUGUCAUUUUGGAGGCAAUUAACGUGAAACAAUCAGCUAUUCAAGCACUUGUAUUAUCACCUACACGUGAAAUUGCUUUUCAAUCACAAAUGGUUAUUGAACGAUUAGGUUGUCAUAUACCUGGUUUAAAAUGUCAUCUAUUCGUUGGUGGUUUACCUUUAGCUGAUGAUUUAUGUCAUCUUUCCAAUUGCCAUAUUGUUGUCGGUACACCUGGUCGUAUACGUUAUUUACUAGAAUCUGGUUAUCUAUCCACAGAAUAUAUAAGGCAGUUGAUAUUGGAUGAAGCUGAUUUAUUGUUAUCUGGUGGAGCUGAUGUCAAAUUAACUGGUGGCAGUGCUAAUAAUGCUUUUCCGGCUGAUAUUAAUUAUAUCUGGUGGAGUUUACCAAAAGGCAAACAAGUAUUAGCUUUAUCAGCUACCUAUACAGAUUAUCUAGUGAAUGAACAUCUACCACGUUAUAUGAAUAGUCCAGCGAUUAUACGUUUAGCAGUCAAUGAUCCAGCUUUAAUUGGUGUUCGUCAAUUCUUCUACCUUAUACAACCGGCUACACGUUCUCCAACCUCAGUAUUUGAAGCGAAAAUAAAAUUUCUGUGCAAACUACUCAGUGCUAUUGAAUUCCAGCAAUGUUUAAUUUUUUCAAAUUUUCAUAACAAUGCUCAAGAUCUAUGCAGUGCAUUAUGUUCACGUGGUUGGCCCGUUUGUUAUAUAUCGAGUAGUUUAGAACAACAACAACGAUUUCGUACAUUCAAUAAAUUGCGUUUAUUCCAGUGUCGUAUUCUCAUUACUACCGAUUUAACAUCACGUGGUAUCGAUGCUGAAAAUGUCAAUCUUGUGAUCAGUUUAGAAGUACCCUGGGAGCAUGAGACUUAUGUACACCGGGUGGGACGCGCUGGAAGAUUUGGUAGUUAUGGCGCUUCAAUAAUCAUUGUCUCAGAUGUUGGUGAUGAAUGUGAUCUACUGAAAAAAUUGCAAUCCAAGUGUCCAACACAAAUUCGUGAACUACCUGAUCCUAUUCCAUCAGAUUUAGCAAAAGCCGAUUUUUCUGUUGAACUUGAUCGUCUGGUUACAGUAACCAAUCGAAUGAAUGAUCUUCAACCGCGUCCAGUGGUUAAGAAUUUUAAAAAAUUAAGUACACCGCAACAAGUUAUCGAAUCAUCGCCUAGUGAUUUAUCGAGAGAAGAAGAAGAAGAAGAAGAAGGAGAAGUAACAGGAAAGGAGACUGAGAGACACGUAAGCAUGACAAAAAUAACGACAACAAAGAGGAAAAAGAAGGGACCAACGAAUGUCAAUUGUGAUCAUACUUCCAGGAAUAAAGCAUCUCAACCAGACAAUUCAUCUCCUACAGAUGAUUUAGUUGUACAACUAUCGAAGUAUACAAAUCUAAUGGAAUCUGAAUAUUUUGACUCACUGUCAUCAUUGGAUCCACUCACUUGGGACAAUAAAUCAUUACGUAACAUUGAGGAAACGGAAAAAUAUUUAGUGAAAUUAGUCAAUGAUUAUCAUCAAAAUGGUAUGGACAGAUUGAUAAACUUGAAAAGAUUAAAUAAUAAUAAUAAUGCUGAUUAUUCAAUGAAUAAGCAGAAAGCCAGUCAAUCUCAUAAUCAUAACGAUUACGAUGACGAUGAUGGUGAUGAUCGUAACCAUAGUGAUAUUGAUGCAAACAAUGAGAAAUUGACAAAGAAUCAUUCAAAGUCAAAUGAACUUCACUGGACUGCAAGACAAAUCUCAGCUUGGUAUGAAUAUCAUCAAUUAUUGGAUUAUGCUAAUUAUUUCUACAGUGAAUGGAGUUCAGCAAUGAAUGAAUACAAGCAUGCUGUAGAUUAUUUAAAACAAUUACGAUCAGUAAAACAUUGUACACAUUGA